This is a messenger RNA of Prosopis cineraria, 2555 nucleotides long. RefSeq names its product wall-associated receptor kinase 2-like. Gene Ontology annotation, molecular function: protein serine/threonine kinase activity; calcium ion binding; polysaccharide binding. Gene Ontology annotation, biological process: protein phosphorylation; cell surface receptor signaling pathway. The coding region runs from base 121 to 2367 and encodes 748 amino acids. The transcript is spliced from 3 exons. The record is from RefSeq and is a predicted model, not a curated record. NCBI's taxonomy places the organism in Eukaryota, Viridiplantae, Streptophyta, Magnoliopsida, Fabales, Fabaceae. Gene Ontology annotation, cellular component: plasma membrane.
CUUCCUCCGUCUAUGAGCGUCAUUACAGAUGAAGCUUCGUGUACUCGAAUGAUCAGGGAUUUAAACGCGCGCGAGCAGGGAUGAUCAUAUAACGAUCUUAACCAGCUUUAUUUCCCGCAUAUGCCCACACUAAAAAUCCUCCAUAUAUCCGUCACAGUGAUGGGCUUGAACAGUGCACUGCUUCUGAAACUGGUAUUGCUGGUCGUCUGCACGGCGGCCGUCUCCGCUGCCCAAACCAAAGCUGGUUGCAGCAGCUCGUGUGGGAACGUGAGCAUCCCCUAUCCCUUUGGAACUAGCAAAAGCUGCUACAUCGACCAAAGGUUCUUUAUCAACUGCACAACCACGUCGUCUGGAGAACCCAUAGCGUAUUUGACUCGCAGCAGUAUACCAGUUCUCAACAUCUCCCUGGAUCCUGCUGAAUUGACCGUCUCGGCAGACGUUUCCAGGAAUUGUUAUGACUCCAAGAGAAAUGAUUCAUGGUACUCAAUGUGGUUUGGGAAGUUCACUAUAUCCAACACAAAGAACAGAUUCACUGUGGUGGGCUGUGACACCUACGCCCACAUCAGAGACUUGGACGGAAGCAGGUUUCAAACUGGCUGCUCGUUGAGCUGCAGUAACAAGACUACCUUUGAGAACGGGUCGUGCUCUGGUGUGGGAUGCUGCCAGACCAGUUUUCCCAAAGCCAUCAGGAACUAUACUAUCACCUUAAGAACUUAUGACAAGUACGAGGAUGUCUGGGACUUCAACCCUUGCGGCUAUGCAUUUCUCGCCCAGGAAGGAUCCUUCAACUUUACAUCUCAGGACCUCCUUAAUCUCAGCAACAGAACAAGGUUUCCUGUCGUCAUUGAUUGGGCUGUUGACAAUCGGACAUGCGACGAAGCCAAGAAUACUCUAAGCAGUUAUGCCUGCAAGCAGAACAGCAAAUGCCAGGACUCAGUGAGUGGUAAUGGGUACCUUUGCGUAUGUGAAGAUGGCUUCAAAGGCAACCCCUACCUCUCUGACCCCGAUUCUGGCUGCAAAGAUACUAAUGAGUGCGCCAGGCAGAAUAACUGCAGCAUGAGGUGCCACAACCACAAUGGUGGCUAUACUUGUUCUUGUCCGCUGUGGUAUAGAGGCGACGGCUAUGUUAACGGCUCAGGCUGCAAAUUCCCUGUCUUGGAAAUUUCAUUAGGCAUUUCUAUAGCCUUACUUGUUGUCUUCACACUGGUGUCCACACUAUGUUGGGGUCACAAGCAAAGAGCACUGAUACAACUUAGGAGAAGAUACUUUGAGCAAAAUGGGGGGAAUAUGUUACAACAGCUUCACCACCAACAAGGAUACACGGAUAGAACCAAAAUAUUUACUGAAGAGGAGCUUAAAAAUGUCACAAACAACUUUGAUGAAAGCAGGAUCCUUGGUCGUGGAGGACAAGGCACGGUUUACAAAGGCAUAUUACCAGAUAGCACACCUGUUGCCAUUAAAAAAUCCAAAAUAGGAGGAGGUCCCGAACAAAUUAAGGAUUUUAUAAAUGAAGUGGCUGUGCUUUCUCAAAUUAACCAUAGAAAUGUAGUUAAACUUCUUGGGUGCUGUCUUGAAACAGAAAUUCCUUUGUUAGUUUACGAAUUUGUGGACAAUGGCACCCUUCUUUCCCAUAUAGACCCACUAAAGAAUGAGCACUCUCUUUCGUGGGAGACUCGAUUAAGAAUAGCUGCAGAAACAGCUGAAGCUAUUUCAUAUUUACAUUCUGCUGCUUCUAUUCCAAUCAUUCAUCGAGAUAUUAAAUCUGCCAACAUAUUAUUAGAUCAUGAUUAUAGAGCAAAAGUUUCUGACUUUGGGGCUUCAAGACUUGUUCCACUUGAUGAAAUUCAAGUUACUACUAUGGUUCAAGGGACACUAGGAUAUCUAGAUCCAGAGUACCUUCUUACAGGUCUGUUGAAUGAAAAAAGUGAUGUUUAUAGCUUUGGGGUCGUGCUUGUAGAGUUACUCACUGGGAAUAAAGCUGUUGAAUUCAGUAGGCCAGAACAGAGAAAUUUGGCAAUGUACUUCAUGGCUUCAAUGAAAGAAGACAAGUUAUGGGAGAUUCUUGACAAGCGAGUGUUGGAUCAGAAGAAUGCAGAACAACUAAAGGAAGUUGCUUUCUUAGCAAGGAGGUGCAUUAGAGUUAAUGGAGAGGAAAGGCCAACUAUGAAAGAAGUAGCGAUGGAAUUAGAAGGUUUGAUUGCCAUGGAAAAGCAUCCUUGGGUAAAGGGCAAGGAUAUGGUGUCAGAAGAAUGUGAAUACUUGCUUGGUCAUAUUGCUGAUGGAUAUGGGAAUGCUAGUGCUAGCAAUUCAACUAGCUAUGAUACCAUACAGAAACAAAUUGCAUUUGAGAUUGCAGAUGGACGGUGAUCAUUUCAUGUUAGUAUGUCUCAAUUGUUUGAGCUACACUUUCCACUCUUGUAAUCAGAACAAGCUUUCAAAAUACAUAAGAUAGGAAAUGGUAGAGUUGUUGGGAAUGUUCUGAUGUAUUAAAGGGCCAAUAAUAAGACUUAUGUUAGUAUUUCAUUUCACGCAUGGUUCAAUAUCGUUGGACAUGC